Messenger RNA from Maylandia zebra (zebra mbuna), 764 nucleotides. It is a transcript of the gene msmp1, whose product is annotated as microseminoprotein, prostate associated 1. Gene Ontology annotation, cellular component: cytoplasm. NCBI's taxonomy places the organism in Eukaryota, Metazoa, Chordata, Actinopteri, Cichliformes, Cichlidae. The record is from RefSeq and is a predicted model, not a curated record.
CUGAGGAGGAGACGGAGGAAGAAGCAAGAAGAGGGUGGAUGACAGAAGGAGGACGCGCAGAGGAGACCUGAGAGACAAUACAGCAUCAGAACAUUUUUAUACACAGUGCUGGAAACUUCAACCCGAAAAUGGCAAACACAGCAAGUAUGCUCCUGGCUCUACUGUCUUUCCUGAGUGCCACUGUUCCAUGCUUUUCUGUGUACAGCAGUGGCGAAUGCUUCUUCAACACUAAAGGGACCUGUGAACACAUGGGACAGAUGUACGGGAUAGGAGAAAGCUGGAUCACCAGUGACUGCUACCAGUGUGUUUGCAUGGAGCCUUUCGGAGUGGGAUGCUGUGACCAUGGAUCUCAGCCUGUGGACUAUCCAGAUUGGUGCGAGGUCAUCCGUAAGCCAGAUUCUUGCACCAGCGUUGCAGUGAUGAAAGUCAAUCACAAACUGCCGUGCCUCUGGGGACAAGGCCGUCUCAGGACAGCUGCAGGGCAGCCGUGGAAAUCUGACAACGAUCCCUUAUUUUGAAUUCAGCAAAUAAAACCAAAGAUAACAAUAGAUAAAAUGUGAUACUUAUUAAGAAUAACUAAAUAAAUUAUUGGUUUUAGUUUAUCAUAAACUAGUCAAUUUUACACAAAAAAGCAAUUACCUCCAUAUCUGUUUCGCCGUAUUAUAUUAAUAAUUAUAUUUGUCAUUUUAAUAUUUUGACGUUUGUUAUUGAACUGUCACUUUAAAUGUGUUACAUGUGUCUGGUUCACCUUUUAAGAUCAAAUA